Molecule: messenger RNA, 2190 nt
Organism: Chanos chanos (milkfish)
Lineage: Eukaryota; Metazoa; Chordata; Actinopteri; Gonorynchiformes; Chanidae
Product: calpain-5
Exons: 12
Coding region: 1-2190 (729 amino acids)
Biological process (GO): proteolysis
Cellular component (GO): cytoplasm
Molecular function (GO): calcium-dependent cysteine-type endopeptidase activity
Source: RefSeq, a predicted model, not a curated record
AUGCCAGAACGUCUGUGUCUCUUCCAGGGACAGAGUUACCACAAGCUGAAGCAAGCAUGUUUGCGACGAGGGGUCCUUUUCCAAGACCCCUGUUUCCCCCCCUCAGUCCAGUCUCUCUUCUACAAACGUCCACUCCCCCCAGGAAUCACAUGGAGGAGGCCACGGGAGCUGUGUAAAGACCCUCGGCUGUUUGUGGAUGGUAUCAGUACCAGGGACUUACACCAGGGAAGUCUGGGUAAUUGCUGGAUGGUCGCUGCCACAUCCUGCCUGGCCACUGAGCCAACGCUAUGGAAGAAAGUGAUUCCAGAUCACGUGGAACAGGAGUGGAACCCCAAACGUCCGGACCUGUAUGCCGGAAUUUUCCAUUUCCGGUUCUGGCGCUUGGGCUGCUGGACGGACGUGGUGGUUGAUGACCGUCUGCCAGUCAGCGAGGACGGUACGCUGCUGUUUUGCCGAUCAGCCACGCCGCGGGAAUUCUGGAGCGCCCUUUUGGAGAAAGCCUAUGCCAAACUGAAUGGUUGUUAUGAGGCGUUGGAAGGAGGGAACACGGCAGAGGCUCUUGUGGAUUUCACUGGAGGAGUGUCUGAGCCCCUGAGCCUGGACAGGGAAGCACUGACCCAACAUCCAGACCAGAGGAGGGCGCUCUUCCAGACGCUGGCCCGGGCGCACAGCCGACGGGCUCUCAUCACCUGCUCCAUACGGCCAGAGGAAGGGGAGCGUAUAGAGUCUGUGUUGGACUGUGGCCUGGUGCGGGGUCACGCAUAUGGCGUAACGGCUGUGAGGAAGGUUCGUGUGGGUGAGCAUUUACUGGGCGUGUGUGGAACCUCACGCCUCUGCAUGGUGCGCAUGAGGAACCCCUGGGGAACGGCCGACUGGACCGGAGCCUUUAGCCAGGGGUCUCCACAAUGGCAGCAGCUGAACCGCACUGAGCGAGAGAGAAUGGGGCUCAUCACUCGAGACGUGGGAGAGUUCUGGAUGGAGUUUGAGGAUUUCUGUCGAUAUUUCACUGACAUGGUGGUGUGUCGGCUGGUGGAGAGGUCACUGUUCUGGCCCAGAUCCCAUUGGAGGGAGGCCCGCUGUUCUGGGGAGUGGACCCAAGGCCCAGUGGAACCCUGGCCCGGUGCAACAAUCUCCCCAAGCACCAAGACGCCCCCAGCUCGAGGCAUCCACGUUGGCCAACCAGGCCUGGCCCAGAGAGGAGACAGGAAAGAGGAGAGACUGGGUGAGAGACAGAGAGACCUCCGAGCCCACAGAGAGAGAACCAAAGAAAGAGAAAAACAGAAGACUGGGCUGGCAAAAGGAGGAGAGGCAAUUAAAAAGAAGACGGAGGCGCGCAUCGAGAGGAGUGGAGAUGGACUGAUGAACGGAGGAUGGGAGAGAGAGAUGGAUAAGAGAAGCAGGUGUGGUGGCUGCAUCAACCACAGAGAUACGUUUCUCAACAACCCUCAGUUCAUGUUCGAGGUGCAGGGUGAGGGAGAGGAGGUGCUGAUUUGUUUACAACAGGAGGACAGAAGGAUAAGAAGGAGAGAGGGAGGAGGAGAGAAUCUACCAAUUGGCUUUGAGGUCCUAAGGAUGGAGGUGAACCGCACGUGUCGCGUACAGUGUGUGAGUGAACAAGCUGCCAGCUCUGUGUAUAUGGAUUCCCGGAGUGUGGCCCUGCGGGUUACCCUGGGACCUGGACGCUACGCCCUCCUACCCACAACCUUCCAACCAGGCAACACCGGACGCUUCUUGCUCCGCCUCUUCUCUCACUCCCACAUUGGACUGAGGGAGCUGAAGGAGGAGUUACCUGUUCCCGCUCUGUGGCAGUGUUGUCUGCCCCAACCUGUAGUCGUUACCACUGUGCAUCUCCGCAGAGCCUCCGGACUCAGUCGACCCAAACAAAGGGCCCCAGAUGUGUAUGCAGUUAUUCGCUGUGAGGACGACAAUAUAAAGACACGUGUCUUUACAGAAGAUGGCAACCCAGAGUUCAAUACCAAAGCCAUAAUUUACAGGAGAUAUCCUGACACACAUAUCCACAUAGAGUUAUGGAGUAGAGGCUUGCUGUGGGACACUUAUCUUGGAGCAGCUCGACUCCAGACUGGGGAUAACGAAAGAGGGCGAAACAGAGUGAUUGAUCUGAAGGGUGGCCAGUCUGGAGGAUGCAUCUAUGUGGAGACUUCUUCCAGCCAGUGCCUGACUGAGCUGUGA